AUGGCCUUCUCAUUUGGAUUCGGCGGUGACGAUAUCGACACGUCCCUUGAUAUUGAUGCCCUUCAAAUCGUUCAAACCCCUGUAGCCCAAACUCCCAAGCAGGUGGGGCUUGCACCUGAGUACCAACCCAAAUUACAAUCUCUCGAAUCACUGCUAAAAGCUUCUGUGGGUGUGCGUAUGAGUUACUCCACAACAAACUCAUCUCUUCCUCGCCGCGACUUGUUCGAUGUCAAGCACCAGCUUAUGCUUCAGGAUUCGUUGACUCCAACCGAAGAAAUCCUUCUCGGUCUUACCAACGAGGAUCUGCGUGUGGCCCAGUACGAGGGCGGUCUCAAGAGCUGGGAGUGCACCUACGACGUUGUCGAAUUUCUUUCGCAAAACAACAUACCUGCACAAACCAUUGUCGAGCUCGGCUGUGGAACUGGAGUUCCAUGCUUAUACAUGCUCCAGCAAUACUUUCAGCAAAACUCACAAGCCGGCCUUAAUCUUAUCAUGGCUGAUUACAAUGAAAGCGUUCUGCGACUGGUCACUGCGCCAAACCUCUUGUUCGCUUGGCUCCAGACCCUCGACCCAGAAACGCGUCUUUCUAUUCUUUCUUCAACCUCACAAACCUCAAACGCAAUUGCAGAGGCCCGCUUGGGCGAAGCUGAAAUCACAGAGGCCCUCAUCACAGAGUUUCUGCAAGUACUAAACCAGCGCUCUAUCUCAAUUCAAUUUAUAUCAGGUGGUUGGUCGCCCGAGUUUGUCCAGCUGUUAAAUUCAAACCUCCCUGCUCCUGUUGAUCUCAUAAUCGCUUCAGAAACGGUUUACUCUCUAGACACUCUGCCUAUAUUUACCGACACUCUACUCGGUAUUUUUAAAAAAAGCCCACACGCACGAGCCCUUGUUGCUGCAAAACAAGUCUACUUUGGCGUCGGCGGUGGCGUUCUUGAGUUUAUUCAAACUCUUAAAAAGCACCCAAAUGUUGCAUAUGAAAUAGUCUAUACCAAUAGCGGGAACGGUCUCGGUGUCGCUAGAACAAUAGUCGAGGUUCGUCCAAGCAUUUAG
Molecule: messenger RNA, 1047 nt
Organism: Magnusiomyces paraingens
Lineage: Eukaryota; Fungi; Ascomycota; Dipodascomycetes; Dipodascales; Dipodascaceae
Exons: 1
Coding region: 1-1047 (348 amino acids)
Biological process (GO): peptidyl-histidine methylation, to form tele-methylhistidine
Molecular function (GO): protein-L-histidine N-tele-methyltransferase activity
Source: RefSeq, a predicted model, not a curated record